Fraxinus pennsylvanica is the source of this 1116-nucleotide messenger RNA. The record is from the annotation of a GenBank genome assembly. NCBI's taxonomy places the organism in Eukaryota, Viridiplantae, Streptophyta, Magnoliopsida, Lamiales, Oleaceae.
AUGUCUUACUUUCCGAAGGGACACCGCGACGCCGACGAUAAUGCUGACGACUUCGACGAGUUUGAUCCCACCCCGUACGGUGGAGGAUACGACAUCGCAUUGACUUACGGCCGCCCACGUCCGCCGUCGGAGGAGACAUGCUAUCCCAACACCUCUGGUUCCGACGAGUUUGACUAUGAUCGUCCCCAGUUCACCUCCCAUGCUGAACCGUCUGCCUAUGCUGAUGAGGCUUUGGAUAACGAGUACAAGAGUUAUGUACGUCGUAAGCCCCGACCAGGACCGCCUUCCUAUGGGGAAACACCACCGCCGGAAGACGGAUAUGGGCAUGAUAGUCCCAAGCCUAAUUAUGGGUUUCAGCCUGGCGUAGAGAGUGAGUAUGGUGGUGGUCCACCUGGAGGGUUCGGAUCUGGAAGACCCGAACAUGAUCCCGGUUAUGAGAGGCCUGGGUCGGAGUAUGGUCGGAAACCAGAGUACCAGGAACCGUCUUCGGAGUAUGAGUCCGGGAUUGGGAGGAAGCCACAGUACGAGCAACCCAGUUCUGAAUACGGAUCCGGUUAUGGACGGAAACCACAGGGGCGGAAACCGCAGUACGAGGAAACCACUCCUGAAUACGACCCCGGGUAUGGGCGAAAGAGUGAAUAUGAGGAACCCCCUUCAGAGUACGGAUCCGGGUACAAUAGAAGACCCGGGUCGGAAUAUACUGAAUCUGGGGGUUAUGGAAAGAAGAGUGAGUACGAGGAGCCAAGUUCUGAAUAUGGGUCCGGCUACGUGCGGAAGACCGAGCCUGAAGAGUAUGGAUCGGGUGGGUAUGGAAGGAAGACUAGCCACGGGGAAGAGGAAGGUGGUGGGGGCUAUGGGUAUGGUGGGAGGUCAGAGAGGACUGAGUAUGGAGAGGAGAAGCCCAGCUAUGGGAAGUCCGAGGAGGAGGAAUACAGGAAGCCCAGCUAUGGGAAGUCCGAGGAGGAGGAAUACAGGAAGCCCAGCUAUGAAAGGCGUGAUGAUGAAGACGAGGGCUAUGGCCGCAAGAAACAUGGUGGUGAAAACUCUGACGAGGAGGAGGAUGAGGAGAAGCGUCGCCACAGGCACCAUCACCACCGCAAGCAUUAUGAUGAUUGA